UCUCCCUCCUCUCUCUGCUCUCAUUCACACCGUCGCUCUCUCCCUCUUGCCCUCCUCUCUCUGCUCUCACUCACACCGUCGCUCUCUCCCCGGCAGCUGCUCGGUGGACUCUGGAUUUCGCCGCCCGCAAAGAUCGGUUUUAGCGCUCAGAAACAAAGAGGGAACAGAAGAGAGAAACAGAGCCGUUUACUGUCCAUGUGGAAGAGAUCUCUAACAAGUCCUGGGGAAAGGGUGAUGUUUAAUGGCCGCCCUCUCACAUUGGAGUCCUCGCAAUCAUAGAUCCAUCAUCAACGGAAACGCUCUCAUCAUGGAAACCACCUACCUCCAGACUGCCCUCCUAGACCCCCCCUGCAGAGCGUGUAAUUGCUGAGGGAGGGGCAGUAUUACUGAGACAAGCUUGCCUGUGAAGAAGAGAACAAAAACACACAAAACAUAUUUGUGUAAGCUUGUUAAGAGCGUGUAUGUCGGUGUGGACAUAGCGUGUGGAGAAAGUGACGGAGAGAAAUACAGAGAGAGAAAGGAGGGAAGAGAUGGUCCUCCACACCACCCCUUACUCCAGUGCCUGCCUGCACUUCCUGGAUGGCCUGUCAUGGAGCCUGGUGUUCCCCUGCUACUGGCUCCUGGACCAGCUGCUGGCUUCCUGCGUGGCCACCUCUCUGGAGAAGCGCCAACGCUCCCAGGACCCCUGCUCCUUCCUCACCCUGUGUGUGCUGAUCACCGCGCCGCUUUACCUGCUCCUCUUCCUCGCCUCCCUGCCCUUCGCCCUACUGGGUUUCUUCAUCUGGGCUCCCCUGCAGGCCGUCCGCCAGCCGUACCUGUACACCUACCACAGACCAGACAAACACCAGGCCGAGCAGGGCCAGGCCGGGCCGGCGGGUGUCGGGGAAUGGAGGCCCCAGGGACGGAGCUUCUGUUUCUGCAGCGCCAACGUGUGCCUGCUGCCCGACUCCUUGGCCAGGUUCAACAAUCUGUCAGACACCCACCGGAGGGCCCGCGAGGUCGGGAAGAGGAUCCGCAACGGGGCCAGUCGGCCUCAGAUCAAAAUCUACAUCGACUCACCGACCAACACUUCCAUCAGUGCGGUCUCCUUCAGCAGCCUUGCCACAGGGUUCCGCCGUACCUCCUCUCUGGACCAGCGUCCAGACCAAACAUACACCACCAACGGUCCGGCCGACACAGAAACAGAACCCCCCACCGAGUGCCCAAUCCACCCCUCAGGUGCCCCAGACUGCCCCGUCCACCCCUCUACAGGAGACCAGGGUUCCUCUGACUGCCCCCUGCACCCAGAGGGAGAGGACACGGCGGCGGACUGCCCGCUCCACUCCGCAGAGACCAACGGCAGCUCAGACUGUCCUGUCCACGCCCCGGGGGAGGGUCCGGACUGCCCCCUGCAUACUACAGGGCCUCAGAGUGGCCAUCAUGACUGUCCCAUGCAUGGGGAAGGGACCCCGACCAAACCUUCCUCAGAUUGCCCUGUUCACACCUCAGGGGUUCAGAUCAGCAUCAGCGCCCCAGAGCCAGACCCUCAGGAGGAGGAGGCUGAGACAGGGAACCACAGGGGUGGGGAGCCGGCGGGGGGAGACACGGGCAGCAUGACUGCCUCCAGGGAGUCCCUCACCCGUUACCAUGGCGGUGACGGUGUAGGGAUAUCUUCCAACAACACUCUCUCUCACGUCCCUCGCACGUCAGUCUCUAAGCGUCCUGGGAGAAAACGCCGCCACGGAGACGAGACGUUCGACCACGAGAUCUCCGCCUUCUUCCCUGCCAACUUGGAUUUUCUGGCUCUACAGGAAGUGUUCGACCACGGAUCAACCACUAAACUGCGGCGGCAGUUGCAUCGCUACUUCCCCUACGUGCUGAGCGAUGUGGGCCGCUACGGCUGGAAAGGAUGCUGCUCCAGGUUCAAGUUCCUGAACAGUGGGCUGAUGCUGGCCAGCCGAUACCCCAUCCUGGACGCUCGCUUCGAGUGCUACCCCAACGGGAGGGCGGAGGACGCUCUGGCAGCCAAGGGCGCGCUGUUUGUCAAGGUUCACGUGGGCACCUCCCAUCAGGAGCAAAGGGUUGUGGGAUAUCUCACGAGUACGCACCUCCACGCCAUAGAAGGGGAUGCCUCUGUGCGCUGUGAGCAGCUGGACCUAUUGCUCCAGUGGGGGGCGGAGUUUCGCCAGGCCUCGUCCCAACCCCCUGAAGGAGAGAAGGUUCUGGAGGACCUGGUGGCCUUCGAUGUGGUCCUGGGAGACCUCAACUUUGAUAACUGCUCUUCAGAGGACAAGCUGGAGCAGCAGCAUGCACUUUUUACUCAAUACAAGGACCCCUGUCGCCUGGGGCCGGGGGAGGACAAACCAUGGGCUCUGGGUACUCUACUGGAUCCCAGCGGCCUUUAUGACGACGAGGUCAGCUCACCUGAAAGUUUACAAAAAGUGAUGGAGAACGAGGAGGGGAGGAAGGAGUACCUGGUGUUUCCUCCCAGUAAGAGCCAGUGUCCGGCCAGCAGUCAGAAGGGGAGGAAGAUCCCGCUGAAGGGCAACGGGCGGCGGAUCGACUACAUGCUGUACAGCGACGAGGGCCUGCAGCCGGACUGGAAACUGGACAUCGAGGAGUUCAGUUUCGUUACCCAGUUGGCCGGCCUCACUGACCACCUCUCUGUGGCCAUGCGGUUGGCUGUUUCCACGGGGGAAGAGGAACCUUAGAUUGACCGCCUGAGCUUUUUUAAAAUACUGCCAUGGAGGAGUGACAGAUGACCAAGAGGAGAAGAGGAGAUGAAGAGUUUACAAAUACGGAGCUGCAUGAGAGAGACAAAAUUCAGUUUUGCCAGAGGAUUGAGGGGAAAGCAAAUGGAUGGAUGAAUCAGUGCGAGAGCGCUCAGUGGAUGAAUGGAUUUAAAGGAGGUGGAGGAGAUCAGCAGCAGAGGAGUGAUUUCAAAGAGAAAGACUCUGGAGGGGAGAGAUAAGCAGGGGAGUUCAGUUUGGAAAGCCAGAAAGAUUUGUUAUCUUCCUGGGUAAACCACCCACACACAUACUACAUUCAGUAGAUAAAACACAAACACAAUGUGACAUUUUGACUGUUGAAUAUUCCACACUCUUCUCCUCCAACACUGAACUGAAUCCAUAGGGUUUUAUUUAGCGUGAAUUGUUUUAUGUAGCCAAUUUAAACCCACUUCUUUUAUGGGAUCUGUUUAGCCGUAGUUAUGAUUAUGAUUCUUUUUUUUUAUGAUUCUUCCUUCAGGGACAGUUGGAUAUACUUUAGUGACUGUGUAUAAAAGAAAAACACACAUAAUAUAAGUGAUAGGAGAGAAGCGUACAGCUAUGACUGGCCUUUACACUGACCGUGUGUGUCCUUGUGUCGUGCUCCUUCCUGAAUGGCUGUCGGUCAUUCAUCCUGCUACUCCCCCCUCAUUCCCAGGAACCUCAACAAGUGUCUUUUUUUCUAAAAAACAAAACUAGUCUUUCUAAAAGGGAGAAAAAUAAUAAGAUACAAUUUCUAUUGUCGCUACACCACUUUUAUAGGGAGUUUAAAUGCCUGUUUAAUACUAUAUGGUAUGUUUCUAAAAAGAGGUAUUGUAUAAAGAGACAUCAAAUUGGAGAAAAA
Molecule: messenger RNA, 3588 nt
Organism: Gymnodraco acuticeps
Lineage: Eukaryota; Metazoa; Chordata; Actinopteri; Perciformes; Bathydraconidae
Gene: smpd3
Product: sphingomyelin phosphodiesterase 3
Exons: 11
Coding region: 531-2690 (719 amino acids)
Biological process (GO): sphingomyelin metabolic process
Cellular component (GO): extracellular region; cytoplasm
Molecular function (GO): sphingomyelin phosphodiesterase activity
Source: RefSeq, a predicted model, not a curated record